Molecule: messenger RNA, 8517 nt
Organism: Durusdinium trenchii
Lineage: Eukaryota; Dinophyceae; Suessiales; Symbiodiniaceae
Source: the annotation of a GenBank genome assembly
AUGGCAGCAAGCUCAGAAGAGUCGGGGACGUCGAGUUGGUACAGGGUCCCUACCUGGUCGGGCAAUCCGGCCGAGUGGAGGACUUUCCGCCGAGAGAUGAAUUGGUGGAUUGCCUCCUUGGACAGCGAAAGCUGUAAGAAGUUCAACGUUGCAGCCCGUUGGGCCUUGAGACAACAUGGAGUUGUUCGAGCUCGAUGUGAGGAAUUUGAUCCGUCGGAGUUGGUUGGCAUCCAAGAGGAAUCCAUGGAAGAUCCAGAAACAAAAGAGAAGAUCAUUGUGACGCCUGCCAACCCUUUUGCUGGACUCACCAAGCUGAUGGAUGCCUUGGAGGCUACCGUUGGAAAGUCGAGCUUGGACCGAAAAGGUGAACUUCGCGCCAUGUACUAUCAAGAGAUCAAAAGAAAUGCUGGCGAAAGGAUUAGUGCAUUUUGCACACGGUUCAGAACGCUUGCUGCAGAUCUCAAAAGAGAAGGCAUUGCAAUGCCUGAGGAAGAGCUUGGUUGGAUGCUUAAGGAGCGCCUUGGAUUGGACCCGAUUCGCCAACAAUUGUUGGAAACAGCAUUGGCUGGUCGGGAAUCCUAUGAUGUUGUGGAAACGGAGUGCCUUCGGUUGUUUCGUGAUUUGCACACCUCCGAUCCCCUCUACAAGGCCAAGCAUGCAGACAAGCCACCGUUGUUGCAGAGAUUUUUGCAGUCGCACAAUAGCCACACGUCGUACAGGUCCCCCAGUUCUGCCACUCCCUCUGUUCGUUCAUUCAGGUCACAGAGCUCAGCUUCAGCUUCGAGUCGGCCACCUUUCCGUCGGUUCGGAAACAGCGGUGCACCACCUCGUCAGGCUCUGGUGACAGAGCUGCCAGAGGAUGCUGAACAGUAUGAGCCCGAGCUUGAAGAAGACACUGAACUGAUUCCGGCUGAGGAAGCUUCACCCCAGUCGAUUGAAGAGGUACUUCAAGCCGAAGCUGAAUACUUAGCAAGCGAGAUCCAGGAGUUAGAGGACCAGGGUUGCGAAGCUUCAGUUUUGGAGGAGUUGGAAUCAGGCCUUGAACAGGCCGCUGAAAGCCUGGUGACCAUGCGUGAAGCCAGAAGCCGCAUUGCUGAAGUGAAGAAGGACCGCGGCUAUGGUAAGGCCGCAUCAUCAUCCUUUUCAGCUGGCAAGAAACCGCAUGGCAAUCAGGUUCCCAAGCAGAAGGCCUACACCCGUUGUUUUGAUUGUGGAGAACCUGGACAUUGGGCGGGUGACUCCGCAUGUGCAAAGCCCGGAGCUGGCUUGGGAAAGAAAGGCCGUGGCAAAGGUCUGAGCACCUCCUCUCCAGCGAAGCAAGUGCGUGUGACUGAAGCCCUCAACACGGAGCAUUUGUUGGAAAGUGACGCAUUGGUUGAACCACCGGUUGAGCAUGAAGUGUUGAUGUUGACAACAUUGGUUGACAAGUCGGUUGAUACAUUGGUUGAUACAGGUGUGUUGGUUGAUCAGUCGGUUGACAUGUCGUUGGAAGAACAGUCGGUUGCAAAGCGUGUCGAUUCAUUGGUUGAGCAUGAAGUGUUGACAUUGUCGGCAGAGACCUUUGGCCUGCCCUUGUCGGAAGUGCUGGCGCAAUCCCACGACAAAGUUGCAGUGAGCACCAAUGCUCAGUUGGCUGUUGACAAACAGUUUGUUGGUGCGUUGGACUCAGCUUGCAACAGGACCUGCGCCGGAUCCACCUGGUUGAAGUGUUACUUGGAAAUGUUGAAGCAAGCCCCAAAGUAUAUCCAGCACCUGGUUUCCCAUGUCUCUGAGAAUGAGCUGUUCCGUUUUGGAAAUGGCGGCACCCAACGUUCAAAUGUUCGGUACAGGCUACCUAUGAUGAUUGGCUCCACCCUUAUCACGGUCUGGGUUUCCAUUGCGCCGGUAGCAUCAUUGGGAUUAUUGUUGGGGAGAGAUUUUUUGAGUGGGAUUGGUGCAGUGAUGUCGUUCGCUCGCAAGAAGCUUCGGGCGGACCUUGUCAACAAUGAGUUGCACGAUUUGGGUCAACUUGCUGCAGGACACUUCACCCUGCCUUUGCCACCAACGGGAGAUUGGGUGCGUCCGGGCACUCAACGCUGGCGAAGCUUUGGUCAAGAUGGUGUUGUCGAGAUGCAGUUGAACUGUCACGAUUGGUGGAACAAGAAACUUCUUUCUCGUUUAGCUCGUUUUGAUGUUUUGCAAGCACCUGCAGCACCGCACGAGCACCUGGUCACUGAACGUUCCUUGUCGGCAAUGGCUCAAGCGAUGACGGACCAAAUGGCCUCUCAAGCGAUCGUGCACGACCUCACUCAGGACACCUCAGGGAUGAUCGCCAAGUGGAGGCGCAUGGUGCUACGACAGCGGGCUCGCGCCGAAUGGCACGGCCGUGGAUUGCUCUUAUGGUUGCUGCAGCGACCGCAUCUGCGGUAUGCUCCCUUCCCAUAUCCAAGCAUCUCGAACGUCAAGCAGUGGGAAGAACAAGCGGUCUCAAUGACUGCGCAGCGGCCCAAAGCCAUCCUCAAGGAGCACUACACGAGAAGCUGCACCAACCAGGUCUACGAGACCAAGAACCUGGUGGAACUGGGUCAGUUCCGAAAUCGUGUUGGCCUGCAGUUCGCCUUCAUAGAAGACAGUCUUCUUCAAGGAAUGCUGGCAGCCCGUGCGAACAAGGGCAUCACUACGCAGUUGAAGAAGGAAGCUUUCCAAGAGGCUCAAAUCAAGGCAGCAGCGAUGAAGUCUCAGGAAGAUCAAGAAGCUGCCGUUCGACAGCUGAUCGGACCAAAAGGUGGCCUACCGUCACUCAAAGCCGACCUCAUUCGCCUGGCUGCCCUCCUCAACGUGACCCUCGACUCCAAGAUGACCAACGAGCAGAUCAAGGCGGCUUGCCGACCCAUGAUUGCCGAGCUCAUGGCAAAACCGAAGCCGAGCAGCAGCAGUUCAAAGAGCUCGACAGAUCCGGCAAUUCCCGCCUCUCAGGCGAAAGCCAAGCCUACCUCAGCGCCACAGGUGAUGGAGGCUCCUCGUCGAUUCGACGGCCCGCAGAUGAUCUCAGUUCAAGAUGUUCACGAACUGCUGGCAGCUCAGGAUCAGAAGUUCCAGACCAUGCUGAAUCAGGUCAUGCAACACGUGACCUCUCAGCCAGUCCCCAAGGCAAUGGCUGGCCAUCCGAUUCUCACCGGAUGGGACGCUCCUCCAGACGAGACCAUGGAGGACGGAUGUUUUCAUGGCUGGACACCCGAGGAGAUCCGCCAGAUGAAUGCCGACCACAUUCAAGAAGAUCUGGAUUGGCGGAUGGCCAACGGCAUUCCUCCUCGGCAAGCUCAGCUGAUCUCAGAAGCCUGGAACAAGCACUGCCGAGACCGUCGUUUGGUAUCUCUGAGUGCCUAUGAGGUCAACGAGAUCUACGCUGGUGAAUGGGAAGCGACAGUGAAUGAGGCCCAAAACGAUGUCUUCCUGACCUCCGUUGUCAUUGGCCUCGAUGAUGACACCUCUCCGAAUGAAGACGCUUCUCAGAAUGUCAAGAAUCCAUCGAAUGCCAAGCUCACACCGAAUGUCAACAAGUUCAAGAAUGACUCCGGAAAGUUCGUGAAGCCAAAGACCUUCAUGAGUGAGAUCUACACCACGACUCAGAGAGUCACCAAAGCUGCACAGCAACGUGGGCACGUCACCGGAUCACCUUUGUCAUUGGAAACGGGCUGGAAUUUCUUGCGGAGUCAUGACCGCGAGGUGGCUCGAAAGCUUUUGUCUAAGGAGAUCCCCUAUUUCCUGGUGAUUGCCUUCCCUUGCAGUUUUUGGAGCAUCCUCCUGAACCUGAAUCCUCCGAAGGAUCAUGAGAGAAGGCUGAAAGAAGCGAUGCAGUUGCUCCGCUUUGCUAUACAGCUGGCUCGUGAUCAACAUGCCCGUGGUUUGCACUUCGUUCUGGAGAAUCCUCAAAGCUCCAGAGCAUGGUCUUUGGAUGAGAUGCAAAAAGCCCUGUCUGCCUUGCAAGCUCGUUUGGUAGACUUCCAUCAAUGUCGCUUUGGCCUUCGAGGACGCAAUGGACAGUUGGUCCGCAAAGCAACUCGCUUGGCUACUUCGAGCGACUAUAUCGUCCAGACCUUAGAUGGCAUGAAGUGUUUGGGAAACCACAACCACGAGCACAUCAUUGGUGGAACACACAUCUCAAGGCCUUCCGGUCACUAUCCAUGGGAGCUCGCCAAGACUCUCGUGAAGGGAAUGGAAAAGCAGUUUGAAGCCGAUUUCAAAAGGCCUCACCCUGGCAAUAUGCCUGGAUCACCUCACUCCACCUUAGCUGUUGAAGAAGGAGAAGCUGAACACUACCCCGCUGCACUCGAUGACAGCGAUUCAGAAGCAGAGCUUCCAGAUCCUCCUGAACCUAAAGGAGAUGCCAAACUUCCAGCUGGAGUGAAGCUAGCGCUCAAAAGGUUGCACGAGAACACUGGUCACCGUUCUGGAAAACGUUUAGCCAGAGCAUUGGCCAUUGCGGGUGCGCCAGCAGAUGUGGUGAGAGGAGCCUUACACCUACGUUGCUCCAUUUGUGAUGAGCAGCGUGCUCCCAAGGCGAGGAGACCUACCAGUUUGCCUACGCCAAAAGAUGUUGGCGACCAGGUGUUCAUCGACAUCUUCGAGGUCUUUGCUCUCCAAGAGCGCCGUUACUAUGUGGUUCAUGCAGUUGACUUCGUGUCGCGGCUUCAAAUGGCCGAACUGGUGGACCAGAAAUCCUCAGACAUGGUCGCUCGCUUCCUGUCCACAAGGUGGCUUCCAGUUCUUGGCGCACCGCGCACCCUGGUGGCGGAUCAAGGAAGAGAGUUUGUUCCUCAUGUCUUUGAAGAGUACUGCAGUGGACAUUCCAUCUACUUGCACCACACAGCAGUUCAAGCUCCAUGGCAAAAUGGAAUCGCUGAACGUGGUGGCUCCAUUCUCAAGGGCAUCAUCAAGGCUUUGGUGAAAUCACAUUCAGUGAGCACACGAGAUGACAUGGACGUGUGCAUUCAAGAGGCUGUAGCCGCUUACAACAGCGACAUGACUGAUGCCGGUGUCACGCCCAAUCAGGCCGCUUUUGGCCGUCAGCCUCGUCUCCAUGGUGACACCCUUGGCGACUUUGGAAGAAGGUUGAGCGAGCACGGGCUAAUCGAGUCAAAGCCCAGCCUGGCUCGACAAGUGGCCAUCAGAGAGUCAGCCCGGAUUGCUAUGUUGAGAAUGCACUUCUCCAAAGGUCUUCGACGGGCCGAAACAGCCAGAUCGAGAACAUCCACCAUUGAGCACAACCUUCAACCUGGGCAGAUAGUCUACUUCUACAGGCAGACUCGCUACAACAACAAGACAUCAGGUUCCAAGAAGCGCCUCAGUCUUCGACGAUGGCAUGGACCAGCUCUUCUCAUUGCUUUGGAGGGCCACACGAACGGCUUCGUGAGCUAUCGGGGCCAAUUGACAAAGUGCGCCCUAGAACACUUGAGGGCUGCGAGUACUAUGGAACAAGUGGCCACCUCUGUCUGGGAAGAUGCCAUUCAAGAAGUGAUUGAGGCAGCUUGCCACGACCAGUCCGGGAACUCUGAAGUUCGAGAUUCCGAACCUGCAGUACCAGAACAAGCACGUCGUGAAGGGCAACCUCAGGAGGUGUUCGAACCUGAUACUCCAGUGAUCCCUCAAGCUCAAGGAUUACCUUCGUCCGCAGCUCCACAUGAUCUUCCUCCUCUUCAACCGCAAGAGAUGGUGGCUGGAAUGUCUAGAGCCUUGGCACCAGGAGCUGAAGGAGCUUUUGGAUCGAGUACCAGAAGGAGCUCUUCAGUGAUGAGACCGAGCUUUGACCUAUCUCAGUCUCCGUUUCCGCAAACUCUUCAGAAAGCACUGCUCCAAGCACAAGAACGAGCAACCGAAGUUCCUGUUCCAGAAGCUGGCAAUAAACGCUCGGCUGAGCUUGAUGCUGAACAACUUCGGGAAGAAGUGCAAGAGGCUGAUGAGAUUCCACCUCCGGCGACUUCAGUCACUGCUCCUCAGUCCAGUGAAGUGCUGAAUGUGACCGCUUUGCCUUAUGAGGUGAUGGAACUACAAGCGAAAGCGGAACUCCAUCCUCUUAGACAACUACAAGCCUUGGCUGCUAUGGAUCGUCGCGAUCCUCUCGGAAGCAAAGUGCUAGAUCAUGGCACUUGGCGUGGUGAUUGGCCACUCCCUUCAAGGACAACCUGGCAGAGAAUGAAGCUUCUUGGUCAGACUUGGCCGCUUGGCAACCACGAAGCUGCUUCUGAAGUCCUCGCCGUCCUCACGGCCAGGAAGGAAAAGUCAUGGAACUCUUUGACAGAGUGUGAGAAAAAGGAAUUCCGUGCAGCCGCCCUCAAAGGCUGGCAAGUCUGGACAGACAAUGACGCAGUCGAGAUCCUUCCAGAUGAUGAAGCAGGGCGCAUUCGUGCGCGACUGAGAGCUGAGAACCAAAGUCACCGCAUCUUGGUCCCUCGUUAUGUGAUGGUGGACAAGAAUGACGGCCUUCGGACGGAGACCAAUCAGCUUCCCUUGCUGGCGAACGCUCGCCUGGUAGUCCCCGGGUACCAGGACAUAUCGGCCUAUGGCAUCAGAUGUGACGCCCCAACAGCGUCAAGGACAAGUCAGCAUUUGCUCCUGGCCUACACGGCUUCAAGCAAGUGGAGUUUGUGGUCAGCUGACAUCAAGUCUGCCUUUCUCAAGGGUGAAGAGUUUGGGCCUGAAGAAAGGAUCCUUUACUUGGCCAACAUCCGGACCAAGUAUGCUGAUGAAUCCACCUUACCCUUCUCACCUCAUGGCCUAUGCAGGGUCAAGAAAGGCAUCUUCGGCUUGGCAGAUAGUCCGCGCCGAUGGUACCAGCGGCUCAACAAGGCGGUGGUCAAACGGGGCUGGAAGAUCUCGGUGCUAGACAGCGCCAUGUGGAUGCUAUGGAGUGAAGAUGGCUCCGAGUUGGAAGGCAUCAUGUUGUCCCACGUGGAUGACCUCUUGAUGGGUGGCAAUGAGCGUGCUCAAAAGACCCUAGAAUCUCUGGGUCAAGAACUGGGCUUUGGAUCCAUCUCCAACAAGUCCUUUGUCUACUGUGGCAAAAAGAUAGAGCAGCUCGAUGAUGGCACCAUCUCCGUGUCCAUGGAGGAGUAUCACUCGAACUUGCAGCAGGUGAAGAUAUCUCCAGAUCGAAAGAAGACACCAGAUGCUGCGCUACAUCCUUCAGAACACAAGCUUCAAAGAGUUUGUAGAUCAACCUUUGCCGCUGAAUUGCUCGGCAUUGAGGAGGCCAUGGAUGCAGGACAGUAUUGCAGAGGAGUGCUAGCUGAGGCCCAUGGCUAUGCCUUGGAUAAGAAGCCCUUCGAGGUGAGCACAGAUUCCAUCUCCAUGGUGGUUGUCACCGACUCCAAGGAUGCCUACGACAAAGGGUCGAGCUCAACCCCGUCGUAUGGGUCGCAGAAGUCACUUGCCUUCACAGUGGCUUGGAUCAGGUCCAUGCUGGCCCGGUGCAACACGAUGUUGCGUUGGACAUCCACCGAGAACCUCUUCGUGGAUUGCGGAACGAAGGACAUGGAUUCCGCCCACCUUUUGCGGAUCCUCGAUGCCUGUCGCUGGAGCAUCCGAUAUUCUCCAAGCUUUGUGAAGCAAAGCUCCAAGGGGAAGGCUGCCAAAAAGGUAGUUCAUGAUGAUGUUCGUAGUGAUUUGGGCACCCCUUUUGAGAGCACCAGCCCUAUAUAUGGGCAUGUGAUGAAGUUAAGCACCCAGCCAGGUUGGCACAGAAUUUCAGAAGACUUGGCAGUGCAUGUUUGCUCGAAUGCCCGCUCCUUUCGUUCUCCCGAGCCCCGCUUCAAAGUGGACUCACUUCCGUACAGGUUCACCUUUGCCUGUCUAGAGGGAGCUCACGCCUUGACCUGGCGAAGCCUUGAAGAAGGCAUUGACAUGCGAGAUUUGAAGAACCUUCGUGCCAGUCUCGGCACUUGUGCAUCGAAGCUCAUUAGCUUGGUGCCCUAUGGGCGCUGCUCUUUGCUUUGGCCACUGCAGAAGAAGGUCUAUUUCGAUGUCUCCAUUGGAGGAAAGCCUGCGGGGCGAAUUGUCAUGGGCCUCUAUGGCAAGAAGGUGCCAAAGACUGUGGAGAACUUCCGAGCAUUGUGUACUGGCGAGAAGGGUUUUGGAUACAAAAGCUCCAAGUUCCACCGUGUCAUCAAGGACUUCAUGAUUCAGGGUGGCGAUUUUACCAAAGGUGAUGGCACUGGGGGCAAGUCUAUUUACGGUGAUAAGUUUGCUGACGAAAACUUCAAGCUGAAGCACAAGCGCGGGGGCCUUCUCUCGAUGGCCAACGCUGGCAAGGACACCAAUGGCAGCCAGUUCUUCAUCACCACGGUUUCCACUCCACACCUGGAUGGCCGGCAUGUGGUCUUCGGGACGGUGCUGGAAGGCAUGAAAUUCGUGCGCCAGAUCGAGGGUCAGAACGGCACCCCGCCCAAGGAGGAAUGUAAGAUUGAGGAUUCUGGAGAGCUGCCUUUGGAGAAGCCCUACAAGGAUGCCACCUAUCGGGGGAAAUUGGACGAGGAGCUGUAG